ACACGCCCGCCCAGUUUCCCCCCCUUUUUUCCUCCCUUCCUCGCGCUAUUGCGCAUGCUCAGUUGCCUCCUUGCUUCUUUCGUUCUUGUCAGUCGGCGCCUGUCCGUUGAGAGGGGCGGACGCUCAUAGAGGAAGCUUUGUACGGUUUGAGGCGUUUUUCCCCCUCUCCCCUUCCGACGAAAUGGCUGAGCCUGCUACCCAGUCUCCGUAUAUUUCUUCCUCUGCCGGGAGCGGCUCUUCGGAACCGGGCGGACGAGACCUCAAAGGGUCCGGGUCCCACCAAUCUUGCGCUGAUUCCUUUGUUUCUUCCUCUCAGCCUGUCUCUCUCUUUUCGACCUUACAAGCCGGAGCUGAAGACACUUACUUAACACAUUCAGGAAACCAAAGGGAAGCCAAUAGCAAAGUGACACCCCAAAAUAUGGAAAAGGAAUUAAUCGGUGGCCAAAAACAGGACCGUGACUAUGACAUCCUGGAAUUGAAGAAAGCUACUAUGGGAUCACCUAGCCUAGGUGAAAGUUUAUUCUCUGUUGGAGCAAAAGUUGACAAAUCUUUGGGGAAGGCUGAUUCACCAGGGCAUAAUUUUAAGGACGAUACAACAGAUCUGAAUGGGUGUGACCAACUGAAAGAGACGGCUUCGAGCGUCGAGUCCAAAUUUGCUUUGCUAACUAGCGCGAAAGAUGAGCCGACCAGAGUGACAUAUCCACGUUCUUCUCCAUCCCCUGUGGCAGCCAGCGAGGCUGUGAUGGACAAAGAAUCCCCCGAAUCUCCAUUUGAGGUCAUUGCUGACAAACUGGAAUUUGAUAAAGAGUUCAAAGACGUCCUGAGCAGCAACUCCGGUGACAUUGGUAGCAACUGGGUGAUGCACAGCGAGCGGGAGCUGCUGACGGAUAUUCCAGAAGACAGUGUUUGCGAGUUUCAGGUGAAGCCACGCAGCGCAGGAAGACUGCCCUCAGGGCCCGGGCUCUCGCGGCAGUCUUCAGGUACAACCGCAGCCCUCGAGGAAGUAUCCAAAUGUGUCCGCGAGAUGCACAGCUUCACGAGUGAGCUAUUAAACUGGGAUUUGAUCCCCAAGGAUCCUGAGGAUGUUGUCAACUCGGGCGUCUCGGUGUCACCCACCAAAGAGGCCAGUAGUGUCCUUGCAGGAUUGGAACGUGGUAAUAAACAAGGGAAAACUCCCACACCUCAUCAACCUAUCACCAUUAGCCUGCAUCAAAAAAGCAUGCCACCUCUGAAAGAGGUUAUCGGUCAAGAGGCAGGUGUCACAAAGAGUCUCACUGCUACAGCAGAGCCGAAAACCGAUAUCCCUUGGUCAAAUUCUGUCCUGCCUGAAGCAACGGAUGCAGACAGUUCUGGCGAGUCUGACGAUACCGUCAUCGAGGAUGCCCCACUAGAUAAGACUACGGAGGGCAGAAAUGCACCCUCAAAUCCAUUUAGCUCGGACAAGUUGGAGGCUGUAGGCGAUGAAGAGACAUCUGAACUCAGCCAAAAAGGUAGAUUUUCUCCCAAGAGUCCAGAAUACAAUUUGGGAUUCACUGAUGACUUCAAAUCAACCCAGACCAAGACAGCUGUUCUUGGGGAAAAUCCAUUAGCUGCUCCGCAACAUCCCAUGAAGUCGAAUCCCGUGCACCUGCCACCCAAAGCAGGUCAAGAAGUGGAUGCUCUUUUUACAAGAGGAGCUUCUCCAGCCUUUCCCUUGGAUGGCGUGAAAAAGGCCACACACCCAGGCGUGGUCAAGGCCGAGGAUUUCAUGCCCUUCAUGAAGGAGUGCAAAGACAGUGACUCCCCUGAUGACCCCGUUGAGACCUUCUCCGAAGCAGAGCUGAACGCAGCCAGAUCUGAAGUGGUAGCUCCAUACUUCCAGCAGCCGUCGCAAGCCACUCAAGACUUUGAGCAGGAACGCCUUACGAUCACGGCCCUCAAAGAAGUAGGCAGGAAGUCUGAGACGGAGAGGCAGCCAUCUCUUCCGUCCAGCGGGAGGUAUCUGGGCCAGUAUUUUGAUAUCCCACCAGAUCCUCCAAUGCAUUCUCAGAAGUCUGCCUUGGAGAAGAGACCCCUUUGUCUCGAGCAGGCCGUGGAUGUGAAGUUGGCUCCUGCCCCGUCCAACCUUGGCAUUCAUAAGGUUCCAAAUAAAUCUUCCCAAGCUGCUCCUCCCAUGCCUCCCUUGCUACACACAAUCACAGAGCUACUGGCUAAAUUCUCAGUGCGCGAUCUGAUCUUUUGGCGGGAUGUGAAGAAGACAGGCCUUGUCUUCAGUACAACGUUGAUCUUGCUGCUCUCCUUGGCCGCUUUCAGCGUCAUCAGCGUCAUCUCCUACCUUAUCCUGGCCCUCCUCUCGGUCACCAUCAGCUUCCGGGUCUACAAGUCUGUCAUCCAGGCCGUACAGAAAUCGGAAGAGGGACACCCAUUCAAGGCUUACCUGGAUCUGGACGUUGCACUGUCUUCGGAGGCUUUCCACAACUAUGUCAGCUCUGCUAUGGUGCACGUCAAUCAUGCCCUGAAAGCCAUCAUGCGCCUCUUCCUGGUGGAAGAUUUGGUGGAUUCGCUGAAGCUGGCAGUGGCCAUGUGGCUGAUGACCUACGUCGGGGCCAUCUUCAAUGGGAUCACUCUUCUCAUCUUGGGCGAGUUGCUGGUUUUCAGCCUGCCUCUUGUGUAUGAGAAGUACAAGACUCAGAUUGACCAUUACGUUGGAAUUGCCCGGGACCAGAUCAAGUCAGUCGUUACAAAGAUCCAAGCCAAGCUUCCUGGAGUGGCGAAGAAAAAGCCGGAAUAACUUUUCCAGGGAGCUAAGACCCGGAGGUUAACUAAAUCAAAUCGAAGAGAACAAAAAAAAAAGCUACCCCUUGUGUCAUAGUUAUAACCAUUGUUACUUGUACCUAUGAAGGAAAAUGCCAAGUCAGCUUGAUGUCUUCAUUCCAAGCUUACUGAUUUUUUAUUAUUAUUAUUUUAAGUUCUACCUCCCACCCCACCCCAAGCGUAAACACUGGGCUUAGGAUGCACUGGACUAAAUAGAAACUGGUGUCUGACAUUGACAGGUUACAGGAGACGUCAGUGGGCAUAUUUUUUGUCCUUUUCGUGGAUGAAAAACACAGCCGAUGGGUUAUCGAAAGCCUGGAGAUGCUCUUUUUCUAGUUAGCGGUAUGAGUUUCUAACCCAGGUGAAGGCAGCCUCUCCCUCCCAGGGCUUGGAAAUAAUUGGCGAGCCCAAUCUAUUAAAAUAUUCAAUAUUAUUUCCAUUUUUAAAGUCACAACAGCAUUAAGUGGCAGUUGAUACCCUGUGUUUUAGUUUGUGACUGAGAGGGACCAAGGACCGCUAGGGACCAGUGAAAGAAACCAAUUGGGACCAUUUUUAAUAUUUUUUAUUCCUUCAACAAUGAACCAUUUAAAAAAUAAAUUAUUGGCGUAACGAAAUAAUGGGGUAUUGGGUCGCUGUGAAUUUUCUGAAUGCCAGAAACAUUCCCUCCUGACGUUUCACCCACAUCUAUGGCAGGCAUCCUCGGAGAUUAUGAGGUCUGUUGGAAAUUAGGCACGGGAUGUUUAUAUAUCUGUGGAAAGUCCAGGGUGGGAAAAAGUGUGAAUGUUGCAGUUUAUCACCUUGAUUAGCAUUAAUAAUAAUAAUAACAGCUUUAUUUUUAUACCCAGCCUCCAUCUCCCCAAUGGGACUUGGAACAGGAAACAAGGGGCCAAGCCCAGGUAAACAUGCCAAAACAGGAUAAAAUGCAUACAUCGUACAAAAUAGAAAAGAUAAAAUACAAUUAUCUGCAAUGGCAUAGCAAAACAGCAAAAAACCACACAUGACACAGUAAAACAUAAUGCAGAAACAAAACCAAGGUUAGACAAGAUCAGGCUGAGCCAAAGUGCAAGGGUGUAAAUUGUAAACCCAACGGGCAAGGUAGAUGUUAAAAGUGCUGCGUUUAAAAGAGAGCUCAGGGUGGGGUGAAAAAUGGAAGUUAUUUCUGGUUGAUGGAGCAGAAUAAAAUAUGUCAGGCAUUGUGAUUGUUACUUGGGGGAAUUCAUGGAAAAGCCUUGCAGCUUCAAAGCCUGGCUGCUUCCUACCUGGGGGAAUCCUUUGUUGGGAGGUGUUAGCUCCCGCCUGGAUGUUCCAUAUAUUUAUAAACCCCACUGGCCCAGUUUCCAACAGACCUCACAACCUCGGAGGAUGCCUGCCAUAGAUGUGGGCGAAACAUCAGGAGAGAAUGGUUCUGGAAGAUGGCCAUACGGCCUGGAAAACUCACAGCAACCCAGUGAUAACAGCCAGGAAAGCCUUCGACAAAAUGAUGAGGUUUUUUUCCACAACCUUAUAAACUUUAAUUGGCCUUGGUAAUUCAGUGUUAACACAUUAGCCCCAUUCUGAAUAUUUCCAAGCUCUGCUCUCUGCCUUCUUCCUGCGCAUUCCUGUAAAAAUGACCGGAUUUUGUGCGCUUGUAUGAGCUCAGAAAUGCUCUUGUCUCAGCAGGCGUUUGUUCUCUUUCCUCCAACAAUGAACUAUCCUGCUUCGAGAGAGCAUUGUGAUUAAUUGAGCCCCCCAUUCAGCGGAAAGAGGGGCUUCUCCACCCCAGAUCCCUCCGUGACCUCAGUUCUGCUCUUUAGUCUGGUUCAUCCUUCCCCUCCCUCCUUUCUUACUACACCAAGUAGCUCCUCCAUGCUGCUCCCCUGUCCUUACCCCUCACCUCGAGGUUGAUGAGAUUGUACUUUUUUCCCCUUCUUACUGGGAAAUGAAAAUGUCUGUAACUGCUGUACAAAUUGCUGUCGAAACAAACACACACCCCACCCCGAGCUGUUGAAAAAAAACAAGCAUUUCUGCAUGCGACUGAUGUGACGUCCCACCCGCCACGGUUGUAGUCCUCAAAAGUGAUGGUGGCACCUGGGUGCAGGGCACUCAAACACAAAAGCAUACACCAACACACACACAUACACACAGAGGAGCCUAAUCUUUGCCCUCCCAUAGUCUUACCCUUCUUCGGGCUGCCGGAGGACUUCCUGUGUCCCAGGAGGACAGGAAGGAAAUUGGCGUUCUCUUGUUUGGCGCAUGUUGAAUUUCGAUGCUUAGGGAUUGUAUCACGUUUUUGAAUGGACUUCCCUUGUUCUUCAAGGCACUUCUGACUACUCUGGAAUGGCUCACAUACUCCUGUGCAGUCUGGUUGUGUCAAAGUGACAUUGCUAUGUGCUGCUGCCUAAAAAAAAGCUGUUUUUCUAGGCAGCAGCAGGCCUCUCCAAAUGCCGGGUGCUUGCCAGGAGGGAAAGGUCUGCAUGGCUCACGUCUCGCCCCUUCCAGCAAGCAGCCGGUUUGGAGAGGCCCGCUGUGCAUUGCUGCCUAGAAAAACAGCAACACUGAACAGGCCUCUCCAAGCGCCAGGCAACCACCGGGAGGGGCAAGAUGCCAGUGCAUUGGAUAAUAUGGUGUGUUGGAUGAUAGGGAGGUCCUAUUAUCCAACAAUUGCCGGGAGAGAAAAGUCACUCUCCCGGCAAGCACUUGGCUUGCAGAGGCCUGCUGCUGCCUAGAAAAAUGUGCAGCGGGCCUCUCGAAACACCGGGUGCUUGCUCGAAGGGAAAAGUCUGCACCUGUCACAUCUCAUCCCUUCCGGAAAACACCUGGUUUGGAGAGGCCUGCUGCUGCCUAGAAAAAUGCUCAGCGUGUUUCUCCAAAUGCCGGGUGCUUGCCGGGAGGGAAAAGUCUGCACCGGUCACGUCUCAUCCCUUCCGGCAAACAUCCGGCUUGGAGAGUACUGCUGCUGCCUAGAAAAAUGCUCAGCGGGCUUCUCCAAACGCCGGGUGCUUGCCAGGAGGGAAAAGUCUGCACCGGUCACGUCUCAUCCCUUCCGGCAAACGCCUGGCUUUUAGAGGCCUGCUGCUGCCUAGAAAAAUGCUCAGCGGGCCUCUCCAAACGCCGGGUGCUUGCCGGGAGGGAAAAGUCUGCACCAGCCAUGUCUCAUCUCUUCUGGCAAACACCUGGCUUGGAGAGUACUGCUGCUGCCUAGAAAAAUGCUCAGCAGGCUUUUCCAAACACCAGGUGCUUGCUGGGAGGGAAAAGUCUGCACCGGUCACGUCUCAUCCCUUCUGGCAAACACCUGGCUUGGAGAGUACUGCUGCUGCCUAGAAAAAUGCUCAGCAGGCUUUUCCAAACACCAGGUGCUUGCUGGGAGGGAAAAGUCUGCACCGGUCACGUCUCAUCCCUUCUGGCAAACACCUGGCUUGGAGAGUACUGCUGCUGCCUAGAAAAAUGCUCAGCAGGCUUUUCCAAACACCAGGUGCUUGCCGGGAGGGAAAAGUCUGCACCGGUCAUGUCUCAUCCCUUCUGGCAAACACCUGGCUUGGAGAGUACUGCUGCUGCCUAGAAAAAUGCUCAGCGGGCUUUUCCAAACACCAGGUGCUUGCCGGGAGGGAAAAGUCUGCACCGGUCACGUCUCAUCCCUUCCGGCAAACGCCUGGCUUUUAGAGGCCUGCUGCUGCCUAGAAAAAUGCUCAGCGGGCCUCUCCAAACGCCGGGUGCUUGCCGGGAGGGAAAAGUCUGCACCAGCCAUGUCUCAUCUCUUCUGGCAAACACCUGGCUUGGAGAGUACUGCUGCUGCCUAGAAAAAUGCUCAGCAGGCUUUUCCAAACACCAGGUGCUUGCUGGGAGGGAAAAGUCUGCACCGGUCACGUCUCAUCCCUUCUGGCAAACACCUGGCUUGGAGAGUACUGCUGCUGCCUAGAAAAAUGCUCAGCAGGCUUUUCCAAACACCAGGUGCUUGCCGGGAGGGAAAAGUCUGCACCGGUCACGUCUCAUCCCUUCUGGCAAACACCAGGUGCUUGCUGGGAGGGAAAAGUCUGCACCGGUUCACGUCUCAUCCCUUCUGGCAAGCACCCGGCUUGGAGAGGCCUGUUGCGUGUUGCUGCCUAGAAAAAAAACCAUGUGCAGCAGGCGUCUCCAAGCUCCGGGCACCCACCAGGAGGGGCAAGAGGCCGGCUUGGAGAGGCCUGUUGCGUGUUGCUGCCUAGAAAAAAAACCAUGUGCAGCAGGCGUCUCCAAGCUCCGGGCACCCACCAGGAGGGGCAAGAGGCCGGCGCAUCAGAAAAUACAGUGCGUUGGAUAACCGGAACUCUACUAGUAUUAGAUGCCUAGUAUUCCUGUGUGUCUUCAAGGAAUAAGGGGCGCCAGUUGUAUCUUAUUUAGCAGCUCUGGAGAGGCGACCUGCACCCUCUUGCCCAGGCCCCGCUCCACUCUUCCCAAUACCUCCUCUCUGCACUGAAAGCCUUUGGCUCAGCUCUUACAUCUGUUAUGUUACUGCUGUGUUUGAAAUACCGUGAAGCGACCUCUUUGUGCCCGGCAGGCUUUUUAAAUGGGAAGCAAAAUAAAUAAAUAAAUCGACAGGAGAGAAAAUGUACGUAGACCGAGGGAACAAUGACGACUACUAAUGAAGCUUGUGCGUUCGUGUGCGUUUGUGUGUACUGUGCGUGCAGCGUUAAAUUAUGGUAGUGCCAAGGGAACGGAAGAGACGAGGCUCAAGACGUAAAGACAUACAAUACAUGCAAUUUGAUGUGGUAUUAUUAAUAAAAGAGCACAAAGUCCAAAUGCCAA
Molecule: messenger RNA, 7554 nt
Organism: Anolis carolinensis (green anole)
Lineage: Eukaryota; Metazoa; Chordata; Lepidosauria; Squamata; Anolidae
Gene: rtn3
Product: reticulon 3
Exons: 9
Coding region: 182-2770 (862 amino acids)
Cellular component (GO): endoplasmic reticulum membrane
Source: RefSeq, a predicted model, not a curated record